AGCGUGGCGGGAGGGCGAGGCAAAAGGAGGGCGUGAGAAAGGAGGCGGCGGCAGGGAGAGGAGGGUUAUCUAUACAUUUUAAAAGGAGCCGCCUGAGCCGCGCACAGGGAGACCAGGGGAGGUCUGACCGCACGCGCGGGACACGAGCACACCACACUUCCCUACUCUCAGCCCUUGUACUACACGGGGUCCCAGGACUCUCCAGAAGCCCAGCGACACGUGCCCCAGGAAACCCUGCAGCAGUGCCUUGCCUGGAGACCGGUGGAGGUGAGACCGUUCGCUUCCCACCGCACCCGGUUCCUCGGGGCACUUCUCCAGUAGCUCCCAGAAACUCGUAGCAGGCGCCGGAGGGCUGGAUGCGAGCUUGAUGGACGGGGGCUCGCUGCCCCGACUCAUGCCCGCCUCUCCUGGAGUCGCUGGGACCUGCGCUGCUCGGCGGAGACCCGCAUCCCCGGAACUGCUGCGCUGCAGCCGCAGGCGGCGAUCUGGCACAACCGAGGCUGGGGGCGGCUCGGCUGCCGUGGCACGCCGCAACGAGCGCGAACGCAACCGCGUGAAGCUGGUAAACUUGGGCUUCCAGGCGCUGCGGCAGCAUGUGCCGCACGGCGGCGCCAGCAAGAAGCUGAGUAAGGUGGAGACGCUGCGCUCCGCGGUAGAAUACAUUCGUGCGCUGCAGCGGCUGCUUGCAGAGCACGACGCGGUGCGCGCCGCGCUUGCCGGGGGGCUGCUAACAUCGGAUACUCGGCCCUCGGCCGCCCGCGCGCCUCCCGUUACCUCCCCCGCCAGUGCGUCGCUGUCCUGCACCUCUUCAUCCCCGGACCGCCGGGGCAGCUCGGAGCCUGGCUCACCGCGCUCCGCCUACUCGUCUGAGGACAGUGGCUGCGAGGGAGAGCUGAGUCCGGUGGAGCGCGAGCUGCUUGACUUUUCCAGCUGGUUAGGAGGCUACUGAGCACCCAACCCCUCUAAGCAUCCCUGAUUGUCUCCUGGUGGACAGACCCUCGCUUCUUGCCCACGGAGCUUGGGCCGAUGCCUUGUCCAUAAAAGCCAAGUGCUGACCUCUGCUCAGCCUCCACCCCGCGGAAUGACACCUUCCAUCUCCCAGUCUGUGUGGCACUCGGGCUUGGAGAUUUCUCAGGAGAAAGGAUUUUACAAUGACAAUCUUUUUUACGAAUUAACUUGAACUGCUGGAGAGACUCUACUGAAAAUAUGAAGACUUAUUUUUGUACAAAGGAUCCUUAGGCCUGGAGCACAAUAAAGAUUGUCUCUGCCCCUCACCCCCACUGUCUAUAACUUUCCAACCUGGCCAAAGUUUGGACCAGUCAGGCCCUGAGGGCAAGAUGCCUGGCUGCACUUUUCCCCUUCUGAAACCCAGCCUGGCGCUGAUGUUUGCCAGUGUGGGAAACCUGCUUUUGUAAAGUGUACUAUUCUAUAAAAGUUGUUUUUCAUUGGUGUUU
Molecule: messenger RNA, 1454 nt
Organism: Cricetulus griseus (Chinese hamster)
Lineage: Eukaryota; Metazoa; Chordata; Mammalia; Rodentia; Cricetidae
Source: RefSeq, a predicted model, not a curated record